ACACAUAUUACUACAUGGAAACAUUUAACUGUGCUAGGAUGCGGUAACUUCCUGAGUUCGACACGGGCAGACUCUGAACUGCGGCAAGUUUGGACCCCUCCUCCCUCUGCUCUUCUGCUGGCGCAGCCAAAAGGAAGCCUCCACGAAACACCAGACUGCGGUUAAAAACCUGGGCCACGUUCAGUAGGAAAACGGGGUGGAAUGUUGCAGAAAUAAAUAUAACGACGAAUAGAACUGACUUGAUUCCAUAUUCAUCAAGUCAGACAUGUUUGUCCAGUGGUACAUAUUUCCAUAGCCAGACAAAACAAUCCAAGAACUCUCCGAGCGAACCACAGCCCCCUCCUUAUCCAUUUCCCUGCUAAUCACUCACAGGAAAUGGGCUCCCAUGCAAACUAGCUCCAGCGCAGAAAGAACCCUGCAUGUAUUUUAAUGCCCUGAAAUGUUGCGGUAAGGAAAUUAAACAUGAGCUCUCCCCCCGCUCACUUUCUUUCUCCCUUGCUCUCUCCCUUGCUCUCUGUCAUUACAUAGCUGUCUGGCUUUCAAUCCUUUCUUUAUAUACAUUUCCCCCCCCAUAUUGUUUUGACUGAUCUAGCCUUUUUCUUCAUCUAUUUCUUUCAUAAUUGUUGCUCAAACCUCUGCUUCACAGGUUCAAUCCUCUGGCUUUCUGAUAUCUUGUAUCUUAUCACUGUUACCAUCAUUCCAUGCCAGAGUCCAUCCAUAACAUUCCCCGACUGGCAUGUAGAACGCAAUUUCUGUUCCAUCUGUCAUGGGCUGAUUUACUUUGGACUCCAGAGAUCUGCCCUUUACCAAUGAUCGACACCCAUGUUAACCAUCAAGCUGAGGGAAGUUGAAGGAAUAAGACCCAACCAAAGGAAAAGGGAAAAGACAUUGUGGGGAAAGGAUUAAGGACUGGACACAACCCAACAUUACAAGCUUGUGACAUUUUAACCAGAGAAGGACUGCCAUACAAAUGUGGACCUCCCAAAAAGUGUUCAAAUAAUUUCCCCUUUGCAUCAAGAGGACAACAACAAUAAUCUCUGCGAUGUCUGAAAACAAAGACAUAACGAGUCGCCAUUUGCAGCACAAGCUGCAGAGCCUGGGACGACGGCUGGACGAGCUUGAGGAGGCUACCAACAAGCUCCAGAAGUCAGAAGAUGAGUUGCUCGAUCUGCAGGACAAGAUUAUCCAGGCAGAAGGCAGCAACUCCUCCAUGUUGGGCGAUGUUGAGGGACUGCGCAAGCGCCUGCUGAAGAUUGAAGGCAAGGACGAGGAGGUGUGCAAGGCAGAGGACCUCUGCCGUAUGGUGCGGGAGAAACUGGAAGAGGAGGAGAGCUUGACCCAGGACCUCAAGUCUGAGAUUGAGUGCCUGCAGAGGAGAAUGGCUGAGCUGGAGAAGUUGGAAGAGGCCUUCAGCAAGAGCAAGUCGGACUGCAGCCAGCUGUGCCUCAGUCUCAACGAGGAGAAGAAUCUGACCCGGAAGCUGUCCUCAGAGAUGGAGGCCCUCAAGGACCGCGUGAAGGAAGUGGACACGUCAGAGGUAAGGCUGGACCGGGCAGAGAUGUUCCUGGCAGGGGAGCUUGAGAAGCUCAAGGGCCUCACUCAGACUUUUUUGAGUGAGAGGAAGAGACUCCUGGAGAAGCAAAAGGAGGAUGAGAAGCUUAUACUAAAACUGACAGAAAAGCUGGAGCGUCAGAACAGGAUUGACCCGGUAGAUCCCAGACGAAUUGAAGACAACCUCUCAUCCGGCCUGACCGGCAAGCUGGGGUGCAAGAAGAGCCUGGAUUACCUGAAACUGGGCGACGACUUUGGGCUAAGGAACAAGUCAGAGAAUGAGAAGAACAGACUUGAUGGCCAGGAAGACAACAAAGUCAAGGAACUCACCCAGGAAGUGGAGAGGUUGAAGAACCGGCUGAAGCAGCUGGAGCUGGUGGAGGAGGAUCUUAAGAACACAGAGUCCAAGAAUGGAGAGCUGCAGGAGAAGUUCCAACAGGAGAGAUCCCGUAGCCGAGCACUCAACGAUCAGGUGGAGCAGCUUAGAAUGCAGCUGUGUGGAGGCAGCAGUCAUGGCAAUGGAGGACCUAGCAGUCCAGCAAAGGUCCUUGAGAAUGGCAAGGCAGAGAAUGAGGAGAUCAAUGUCCGUGGUGGGUUCAGGCAGGUCAAGCCCAAGUAUAGGCCUGCCGCAGAGCCAGCCACCCCCAAGUACAAGAGCAGAGAGCUGUCCCCGCAGCACAAGAUGGAGACCAAGCUGAGGAGCAAAGAACUGAGCAACUCUGAGGAAAGUUCUCCAAAGUCUGUCAGUAGGGCACUCAGUCCUGCACACAAGAGCAGGAGGACACCCAAGACUGGAACAUCAACUGUCUCUGACAAUGGAGUGAAAGAAAUAGGCAGAGGGGUAGAGGAGAAAACAACAAGAGGAGCAGCCCAUACUCCUGUCGGCACAUCUUUGAGUGACCGCAAGAAGCUCUCUGUUCUUAGUCGCUACCCUCCAGCAGCUAAUGACCAGAAGCCAUGGAAGAUAUCUCAGAAACCAAGUGAGAGUGAAAGCAAAAAAUGCCAAGUUGAUACGUUUUCUAGAUUGUAUGUCGGUAGUGACAGUGAGUCGAACAAUUCUGAUGUGGUGCCUGAAAGCUCAAGCAAGAGCAACAGUGUCUCCCCACUUGAAAAGGAUGCAUUUGCGUCGGACCUGGAGUCUGUGGACCAGGUUCAAGAGGCUCUUCCAGUAUCAAACCUCUCCAAAGCCAAUGGGUCAUACAUUGCCUACAAGUCCCAUGUGUCCCCAAUGUUCAGUGAUCAUGGCUCUGAGGGCCACUCCUCGGCCUCUGAGACUGAAUCACCUGGGUCCAGGCCCUCGGAACCAGAACCUGUACCUGAGGUGACUGCACUGAGUAGCAGAACCUCCACCACUCCCAGGUGCUCCAGAUACUCUCGCAUACAGGACUCCCAGUCAGAGUGCUCCUCCACCAGGAGCUCGAUUGACGAGGAGCAGCACAGGCUGUUGGUGGCAGAAGGAGAAUCCCUGGAGCCCACUCAGACCCCAUCAGGUAUAGAGCUCCGCAGGGUCUGCAGCCCACGGGAAGCCCUGAGGUCAAAGGCAGUCAUCAAGCCAGCCAUCGUGGAAAUUGAUAGGAAGGAAGUCAUGAUAUCCGGUGGGGCAGAGCCCUUGACCUCCUCCAAUGGCAAGCCCAAAAUUUCCACAAAACCAGUCCUGACCAGUAGCAUCACUAUCUACCCCAACGAUCCCAACUCUUCCAGGACCAGCAGCCGCAGCAGCAGUGUAUCCAGCGAGCCACCAGUCAAGGAACGCCACACGUCCACCAGCAACAUAGUCAUCGGCCCCAGUGAGCACAGGGGAAGUAUCUCCAUCCCCUAUGAGAUCUCCAUCCCCAAGAGAGAGAUCACACCCUGGCCGUCCAUGGAUGGCCCUGACGAAUCAGGGGUGCUAGGGAUGGCCUGUGCAGAGACACACCUACUCCCCCGAAGCAACUUCAGCCUCCAGUCACCGGAGACCACAUCCGACUUCAACAACGACACAGAGUCGGGUUUCGAGAGCAGCAGUAGCAGCACUACCACCGUCACCAGCUGGAGAAGCCAACACCAUGGCCACCACACCUCCCAGGACGACAGCCUCCCAGAGAUGAGAAAUGUGACGGUGCGAAGCACCUGGAAGAACAGGGGGGCGGCAUCUGUGGACGAGCCUGGCCGGGGGGCCAGGAUAUACGGGAUGGGCUCUGAGGACGAGGCAGAGUCUGCCACCACGUGGAGGGCUUACCGCGCCACCACCAUUCUGGACACGGAGGAGACGGUAAAUGCCACAAGGGCUGCUACAUCACGGACAGCCAAGCCUUCCCCAGCAGAGCUGUAUAUGCGCAGGAUCAACAACAGUGUGGUGACCACGAGGGACAUCGCAGAGCCAGUGUGCCGGAGCAAAAGCUCCCUGUCGCCCACUGAAGGAGGUCUGCGGAUGAGUAUCCCCCACGAGCCUGUCAGCUCUCAGAAGCUUGUUCCCUGGCGGACCCAACCCAUGGCCGCUGACGACACAGACCCCAACCCUGGGUCGUGGAGGACGAGGCCGGCGCCCGGUGACCUAGAUCCCUAUGAGAGCGAGAGAAGCUCCAGGACCGAUGUAGGGUCCAGCAGAGGGAUGAGGACCACAGCUUCCAGACCAGCGCUCUUGUCCAAUAGGGGUCAUGCUGGCCUGGCGGAGGGAAGGACCGGGCGUGGCAAUCGACAGUGGAGCAAUCGUCAGACCGACGACUAAACCGGCCAACCAUCUUAGUCUCUCUACUUCAUAAUAUCCAGAGCUCUCCAUACCCCCCAAACUGCACAACAAGAAGGAAUGUACUGCGUCCCACAUCUCUAAUCCCCCCUCCCCAGCAACAGCAGUGGCAGGCAAGUUCCUGCCAAGUCCCUGUCCAGCAACAACCCAUGCUUCUGAGUCUAAAAACAAGAUGGCCACCUGUAAAACCUUCCACCACAACGUCCAUGUAUAAACCCUGGAUGACUAACUGGGUGCUGUAUUGAAGCCACCGCGCAGUCAUCUUGAUUUUUGGAAGCUAUGGAAAUGCAUUUAUUAAUGUCUACAUAUGUUUUUGACAUUCUAUUACAGACACCUUUGGCAAUACUUUUAAAAUAUAUUAUGUGAGCUAAACGUAAAAAUAAAAAAUGUGAUGAAAAAAUAUCCCAUUAAGUAUUUUUUUGUAGAGUACUAAUGUUUACUCUCCCCACUACACAACAAAAUACUUAAAUACAUGUAAUUUUGACCUUAAAACAUUGCAUUGAAGUACUCUAGAAUACAUUCCUAUGGAGGGCUGCUCAUUCUAGGGAGUGCCAAUAUGGCCGACCGGUGGUUUCAAAGUCUCUCAGUGGUUUAUACAGAGUGUCAGCAAUCCAGGGUUUAUACACUUCAUUGAUCUGCACAGACCACUUCAGUUGUAUUAUAAUAUGCCCAUAUACAGUGUCGAGAUGGAGUGGUCCUCACCACCCUCUUCCGCUUCUUCUCCUACCUGAUGUAUUAUAAUGUAUUGCUCCGACUUGACAAGGGAGAGACGCUCAUUCGGGUGA
Messenger RNA from Oncorhynchus masou masou (cherry salmon), 5061 nucleotides. Its product is annotated as leucine zipper protein 1-like. NCBI's taxonomy places the organism in Eukaryota, Metazoa, Chordata, Actinopteri, Salmoniformes, Salmonidae. The coding region runs from base 1043 to 4258 and encodes 1071 amino acids. The record is from RefSeq and is a predicted model, not a curated record. The transcript is spliced from 5 exons.